AAAUCAAGCGGUUGGUUUAUAAUCCGCGUUCAUUAACUUCUUUAUCCAUUUUCAUCUCUUCAAUGGCGGGUUCUUUAGGUUCAGUUGAAGAGAUGAGGGAAGUGUUCAACAAGUUCGACAAAAACGGCGACGGUAGAAUCUCUCGCGAGGAACUGAAAUCGGUCCUCAGUGCUUUAGGUUCCACGCCUUCUUCCGACGAAAUCGAUCGGAUGAUGUCGGAGAUGGACAAGGACGGAGAUGGCUACGUCGAUCUAGACGAGUUCAUUGCUUUCCAGAGAACAAACGUCGAUGGCGACGAUGGCCAGUGUGGGAACAAAGAACUCAAAGAUGCUUUUGACAUGUACGAUCUGGACAAGAACGGAUUGAUUUCGGCGAAAGAGUUACACGCCGUGAUGAAGAGAUUGGGCGAAAAGUGCUCUUUGAGUGAUUGCCGGAGAAUGAUCAGUCAAGUCGAUAAAGACGGCGACGGAAACGUGAACUUCGAAGAGUUCAAGAAGAUGAUGACCAAUGCCUGAACAAAAAAAAAUAUACCAGGUUAAGUGGUUAGGUUUAUUCUGUUCCCAGUUUGUUUUAGCCAAUUUUAUUUAUGAAAUAGUAGUAGUUUCGAUUUAAUUU
Hibiscus syriacus is the source of this 615-nucleotide messenger RNA. Its product is annotated as calcium-binding protein CML24-like. The record is from RefSeq and is a predicted model, not a curated record. The coding region runs from base 63 to 515 and encodes 150 amino acids. The transcript has a single exon. Gene Ontology annotation, molecular function: calcium ion binding. Lineage: Eukaryota; Viridiplantae; Streptophyta; Magnoliopsida; Malvales; Malvaceae.